Molecule: messenger RNA, 1400 nt
Organism: Mycena citricolor
Lineage: Eukaryota; Fungi; Basidiomycota; Agaricomycetes; Agaricales; Mycenaceae
Source: the annotation of a GenBank genome assembly
UGGCGCAUUCACGGAUCCGAGAAGUUACGUGGAUUUCAGUCAACGUUUGACGAGUUGGGGGGAGCGCGGUGUCAUAGGCUUCCUCGCUCAUCUCAAUUCGCGCGACUCGGCGAACCUCCUGCACCAAAGCAUCUCGACCGAGUCACGUCAGCAAAUGAUCUUCCGGCAAUUUGCUGGUGCAUUCCCGAUGCCCGUGUUCUUCGAGGCGGGCAUCCCACAAGCUUGGGCCUGGACACUCCUCGCGCCGUGGAUCCAGUCCUGCCCCAACAAGAGUACCCCCGAGUUCCAGCGGAUCAUGUGGACGAAUUUCCCCAAGUUGACGAUAGUGGAUGAGCCGAAGCUGCAGUUCAAUGGAUCGAUGGCGGCCGUUUCGACCAAUCGCACUGCCUUGACGCAUCCAGGCCAGCAGAUCCACUUUACAUGGGAGAACCCAGGCCUGCUCGUUGGCCCUGACAAUGCCUAUACGACACAGAUCCAUACCAACGGCACUGCAAAAUACGCGCUUUGGGUCUCUCAAUUGAACGCCACCUACACACCUCUAACGAGCACCGGGAACAACACAGGCUUCACUGUCCUUCCUUCGCCAGCCGCCGAUGUCUACAACACAUCUAUCACGACAGGCGAUCCCAUCUUGAAUGGAACCAACUUCGUCGCGUUGACGAGCGAUAACCCAUUCGUCAGUAGCUUCAACUUGUCCAUGAUCAACGACUUUGUCGUUGCGGGCCCAGCUGUAUUCCAGUUCUCGUGAACUUUGGAGAGCGUCUGUCAUCGUGGCAUGUAUAAUCAUAUACGUACAGUAUACACCUGUAAUUUUGUAAAUCGGCUCCGCAUUCCGACAACUGUGGUCUGCCAAUGGGACCGAAAGUAACUCAUAUAGCCAUCUACACAUGCACGUUGGAACGUAGAGAGCUGUGUCCUGCGCAAUCCCGGCACCGAUUCCAUCGCAGCCGCCACCUAUUCAAAAGCUGGAGAGCUGCGGGAUAGGACCAAUGAGAACCUCACCAUGAUCCUCGAGCAGCCGCUGGUUUCCAAGUCGGGAAGGGUUAUGCUUGUUCAAAGCUCAGAGGCAGACGACGAAGCCGUUCUGCAGCUGCGAUUGGACCCUUCCAUCCAGCGUUUCCUCCGCUUCCAUCCGACCACACUCACGAUCGAGCAAGUGCGUGAAAGCCGCCUGGCAUCUCUGCAGGACCCGAGCCGCAUAAUGCUCUCAGUGUACCUCGUCAAUCGCGAGAGUCCUGCGAGCAACCCGAGCCCCCCAACAUUCGCGGGGGAGAUGAACGUCCGCCAUAUCGAGACCUACCGCGGGCGUUCAUGCGAGAUAGGCCUGGCCCUGCUCCCGCAGUUCCUGCGACAAGACACCGGCACGGACGCCGUCUGGACGCUCUUCGAGUACGUCUUCG